This is a messenger RNA of Apodemus sylvaticus (European woodmouse), 3198 nucleotides long. It is a transcript of the gene Fscb, whose product is annotated as fibrous sheath CABYR binding protein. Gene Ontology annotation, biological process: negative regulation of protein sumoylation. The record is from RefSeq and is a predicted model, not a curated record. Lineage: Eukaryota; Metazoa; Chordata; Mammalia; Rodentia; Muridae. The coding region runs from base 1 to 3198 and encodes 1065 amino acids. Gene Ontology annotation, molecular function: calcium ion binding. Gene Ontology annotation, cellular component: sperm fibrous sheath; sperm principal piece. The transcript is spliced from 4 exons.
AUGGAAGAAAGUGAGGAACCUGAACAGCCUAUAUCAUUAGGGAGGCAGGAAUAUAGAAGGAGAAGACGACCCAGCCAACCGAUGGUAGAUAAGUCCCAGCAAACUGAAAUAACAGAAAAAAAGAAAGCCAUGGCUGCAGUACAACCUUCUGCUCCUAAAGCUACCCAUAGUAUUGGUAAUAUUCCUGGAAGUAAAGACAACUACUCUGGAAAAGAAUAUGAGUCUCUUAGACUGUCCUCUCAACUUCAGCAAACUUGGAUGAAGAGAAAGCAUGGUCAAGAAAUGACUGACAAAUCUUUUCAGACAGACACUUCUGUGGAAGACAAAGUUUUAUUCAUUGAUAAAACACUUACACUUGAAGAAAACACAGCUGGUGUUGGAGAAACAGCUCCUGAAUUGCCACAGAGUAUUCCAGAAGUAGAGAUUCCAACAGGCAGACCCACCAGUCAUUUAAUAGACAGAUCACAGCAGACCAGCUGUACUGGUGACUGGAGUCUGAUAAACAUUUGCCCGAAAGAUAAAGUGGACAAAGAACAACAGACCUACUUCAGUGAGUUAGAAUUUACUAUCAGGUCUAUGGCAGGUAGCUCCCCGACUAAGUCAAAGGAAGAAACAAUGCCCAUUGCACAAGAAGGUUCUUUGGUUGAAAUAAAUGGUUCUCUCAAAAUAGAGGUAGUGUCAACUGAAAAUAUCCCUGAGGCCAUGAUGUCUUUCACUGAAGGUGAGAUUUCUGGUGAAUUACAGGCUCUACCAGCUGAUGACACAACAGGUAAAGCAGAGCGCUUUACAGAGCAGACCCCUGUCCAAGCAUCAUCUCCAGCUGAAGAGACCUCUGCAGCUGAGAUAGCCACUACAACUGCAAAAGACAUUGUAGACAUACAGGCUCCACCAGCUGAUGAGUUUUCUUCUAUAGAGCCCCCUGCUGACAUUAGUCUUCCAUUAGUGCAAGGGGCUCUUUCAGACAAGUCUUCUGAGCAACAGUAUCCCCAAGGAACUGAAGUGGCUCCUUCAGAACUUCCUGUUGAAGAUAUGGUUCCCCCCACAGAAGAGGUGCUUGAGAAAGUUCAGUCUUCAGCAAUUGACACUAUGCUUGAAGACUCAGGUAGAACAGAGUCUACUACUGCUGAAGAGACAACUGGUGAAGUUCAGCCUCUGUCUGAAGAGUCUUCUAAAGAUGUACCUGCUGAAGUUCAUUUACCAAUAGUUGCAGGCUCUGCAGAAAUUGUUAUUGUAAUAGAUAAGAAAUUUGCUAUUGAUGAAGUCUUUGAAGAUGAUCAGCCUCCAAUAAUUGAGGAAGUCUCUGCAAAUGAGUUUACUGCAGAAGUUCAGCCUCCAUCAGCAGAGGAUGCUUCUGAAGAAGUGGCUCCUUCAGAAGUUCUUCCUCCACCAACUGAACAGGGCACUCUAGAAGACAUGACUGCAGAAGUUCCACCUCCACCAGCUGAGGAGGGCCCAAUAGAAGUUUCACCUCUACCAACUGAGGAGGGCCCUGCAGAAGUUCCACCUUCAGCAACUGAAGAGGGCCCUGCAGAAGUUUCACCUUCAGCAACUGAAGAGGGUCCUGCAGAAGUACUUCCUCCACCAGUUGAGGAGAGCCCUGCAGAAGUUCCACCUCCUCUAACUGAAGAGGGCCCUGCAGAAGUUCCACCUGCACCAGCUGAGGAGGCCCCUGCAGAAGUUCUACCUCCACCAGCUGAGGAGGCCCCUGCAGAAGUUCUACCUCCACCAGCUGAGGAGACCUCUGCAGAAGUGCCACCUCCACCAGCUGAGGAGGGCCCUGCAGAAGUGCCACCUCCAGUAACUGAGGAAGCCCCUGCAGAUGUCCCACCUCCACCAGCUGAGGAGGCCCCUGCAGAAGUGCCACCUCCACCAGCUGAGGAGGGCCCUUCAGAAGUGCCACCUCCAGUAACUGAGGAAGCCCCUGCAGAUGUCCCACCUCCACCAGCUGAGGAGGCCCCUGCAGAAGUUCUACCUCCACCAGCUGAAGAGGGCCCUGCAGAAGUGCCACCUCCAGUAACUGAGGAAGCCCCUGCAGAUGUCCCACCUCCACCAGCUGAGGAGGCCCCUGCAGAAGUUCUACCUCCACCAGCUGAGGAGGCCGCUGCAGAAGUGCCACCUCCACCAGCUGAGGAGGGCCCUGCAGAAGUGCCACCUCCAGUAACUGAGGAAAGCCCUGCACAAGAAGUCCCCACAGAGGUUCAGCAUCCACAAGCUAAGAAAAGUCCUGCAGAGGUCAUACCUUUAUCAGGUGAGUCCCCUGCUGAACAGGCUUCUGCAGAAGUUCAGCCUCCAUCCUUUGAGAAGACUCCUUUAGAAAGUAUUCCUCUAGAAGAAGUUGUGAUUCCACAAGCUGAGGAGGUCCCUUUAGAUGAUUUAUCAGUUGAAGUGCAACCUCUGCCAGCUGAGGAGGACAUUGCAGUAGGUGUCCCAGCUGAAGUUCAGACUCUUCCAGCUGAUGAAUACCCUGUAGGAGAGGACACGGUUGAAGUCCAGCCUUCAUCAUUUGAGGCUGCUCCAAGAGAAGAAAACCACGUUGAAGCUCAGCUUCCAGCAGCUGAGGCAGAUACUGCAGAAGCUUCUGCAGUUCAUCCUUCAUUAGCUCCUACAGAUGAGGCUCCUACAGAAAUUCAGGUUCUACAAAUUGAGGAUACUCCCACCGAAGUGGCACCAGUUGAAGAUCAGCCUCUACCAGCUGAGGAGGUCUUUCCAAAAGUGGUCCCAGAAGAAGAAGCCUCUGCAGCUGAAGUUAGGUCUCCUUUAUCUGAGGGGAUUCCUGCAGAAGAAACCAUUGUGGAAAUACAAUUGACAUUUGUUGAAGAGAGCCCUAAAAAAGCUUCUGUUGAUGUUCAACCUCAACCACCUGAGACCCCUGUAGAAGAGUCUCCUGUUGUUGAACAGCCUUUAAAAACUGAUGUGGUUACUAUGCAAGAGUUUCCUGUAGAAAAUAUGCCUGCUGAAGAUCCACUUCCACCUUCACAACAAACCCCUGCCGAUCAGGUUCUACUAAAAGAACAUCGAUUGUCCCAGGUAGCAGACACCUCAGAGAAAGAAUUAGAGUCUACUACUUUGACAGGUGAUAAAAAGCCUGAAGGAACAGAUUCUGUUCCUGAAGAUGUGUCUGGGCCUAAGGAUGAUCAGAUUUCCACUUUCAAAAUAGAAGGUACCAUUAAAAUAGAGUUAAAGAGCUCCACUUCCUGA